Messenger RNA from Caenorhabditis sp. 36 PRJEB53466, 778 nucleotides. The record is from the annotation of a GenBank genome assembly. Lineage: Eukaryota; Metazoa; Nematoda; Chromadorea; Rhabditida; Rhabditidae.
AUGUCUACGAGAACACUGAAAGAGUACACGAGAAGCGAUGUGGAACAGCACUGCACUCACGACGAUUUGUGGAUCAUUUUCAGGGAUAAAGUGAGUUUUUCUCUCAAAUUAUGUACUUUAUAUAUAUUUAUUUAUUUAAGGUGUACAAUAUGACUCCGUACUUCAACCAGCACCCCGGAGGAUUGGCCAUUCUUCGCUACGCUGGCAAGGUUCGCACUCGAUUUAGUCAAACUUUGCCCUCGAUUUUCUCGUUCAAUUUUGAAGAUUUUACAAAUGUUAAAAAACGAAUCGAAAGACAAUUUUAUGCUCUACACCUUUGUAGUUGACUAUUUUUCACAAUAAUCUUCCUGUGCUGAGAUAUUCUUGUAUUAUUGAAGGUGUCAAGUAGCGCGCGCUAAAACUUGCAUCUUGUCAUUCACACUGAAAAUAUCUGGACGCAAAAAAAUUUAAAUACAAAAUGAUUAACAGAAAUGUUGUAGAGCACGAAAUGAUCGUCCGAUUCGCAUUUUAACAUUCAAAAUAUGUUUAAAAUUGACCGAGAAAAUCAAGAUUGAAUGUGUACAAAGUGAACUUUGACGCCAUGAUCUUGUUCUAGCAGUCGCGAAUGAAUUAGGAGCAUAAUGCAACUUUUAAUCCUAAUCCUAAUGCACAUUUGCCCCAGGACACCUCCACAGUACUUCCCUUCGUCGCAUCCCAUGGAAUCGCGUGGAAGUUUGUGGAGAAGAAGCUCGACGAGCACCUAAUCGGAACGCUCAAAAAGACGCCUUUAUCGUUUUGA